This is a messenger RNA of Oncorhynchus masou masou (cherry salmon), 4715 nucleotides long. Its product is annotated as zinc finger protein 664-like. Lineage: Eukaryota; Metazoa; Chordata; Actinopteri; Salmoniformes; Salmonidae. Gene Ontology annotation, molecular function: DNA-binding transcription factor activity, RNA polymerase II-specific; RNA polymerase II cis-regulatory region sequence-specific DNA binding. The record is from RefSeq and is a predicted model, not a curated record. The coding region runs from base 241 to 1635 and encodes 464 amino acids. Gene Ontology annotation, cellular component: nucleus. Gene Ontology annotation, biological process: regulation of transcription by RNA polymerase II. The transcript is spliced from 2 exons.
CCUUCAACAACAACAGCUCGUCAGGGACCUCGGUAGUUUUCUAGCAAACAUUGCUACAAUAUUCACGCUCUUUACACUGUUUUUGGUGUAUAUUAGUCGCUGUGUAUUAAACACACUUCUGUCGUAUGUACUUGUUGGCCCAUUUAAUUAUAUGUUUACGUUGUUUGUCAGCUAGCUGGUUUGCUAAGUUAUCUUAGAACUAAGCUAGUCGCUAAUGCUAGCUAGCUAACAUCCCCGACCAUGAGUUCACUAAGCUACUCUCCUCCUGUUAAAGAAGAGGUCUGCUGGACGGAGAAAGAAGCUCUCGUCAAAGAGGAGGAGGACGAGAAGGAUGUUACAAUACAAAAAGAAGUAGAGGGUGAGGCUGUUACCUUGAAAGAAGAAGAGAAAGACGUUUCAGUGAAAGAAGAGGAAGAUGCGUUCAGAGUGAAAGAGGAGGAGGAUGUUACAGUAAAAGAAGAGGAGGAAGAGAAAGAGGAGGAGGAUGCAGUUUAUGGCGUGAAAGAGAAGGGGGAGAUGACUGUCACAUUGGAGGAAGAAGAGGAGGUUGGAGAUCUGUUUAACACCAGAGAGAUACGGGACUAUCGUGGAUCCUCUGGGGAGCCUCAACAACCUCAUGAUGCUGAAGAGGCAGAGAUGAGUCUUUCCAGAUCAGAACACCUCAAUAAACACCUGCAGAGAUCCACAGGAAAGAGACCUCUCUGCUGCUCUGACUGUGGGAAGAGAUUCACCUCCUCAUCAGGCAUUAAAAUUCAUCAGAGAAUCCACACAGGAGAGAAACCUUAUAGCUGUGCUCAAUGUGGAAAGAGGUUUACUCAGUCAACAGGCCUGAUAUCACACCAGAGAAUACACACAGGAGAUAAACCUUAUAGCUGUGAUCAAUGUGGGAAGAGUUUUACUACAUCUAGCACUCUGACUUUACACCAGAGAAUACACACAGGAGAGAAACCUUAUAGCUGUGGUCAAUGUGGGAAGAGGUUUACUCAGUCAACCGGCCUGAUAUCACACCAGAGAAUACAUACAGGAGAUAAAUCUUAUUGCUGUGAUCAAUGUGAGAAGAGUUUUACAACAUCUGUCUCUCUGACUUUACACCAGAGAAUACACACAGGAGCGAAACCUUAUAGCUGUGGUCAAUGUGGGAAGAGUUUUGGUCAAUCUGGCAAUCUGACAGUGCACCAGAGAAUACACACAGGAGAUAAACCUUAUAGCUGUGAUCAAUGUGGGAAGAGGUUUACCACAUCUGUCUCUCUGACGGUGCACCAAAGAAUACACACAGGAGAGAAAUCUUAUAGCUGUGGUCAAUGUGGGAAGAGUUUUGGUCAAUCUGGCAAUCUGACAGUGCACCAGAGAAUACACACAGGAGAGAAACCUUAUAGCUGUGAUCAAUGUGGGAAGAGUUUUACUACAUCUGGCUCUCUGACUUUACACCAGAGAAUACACACAGGAGAGAAACCUUAUAGCUGUGAUCUUUGUGGGAAGAGUUUUUCUACAUCUGGCUCUCUGACUUUACACCAGAGAAUACACACAGGAGAGAAAUCUUAUAGCUGUGAUCUUUGUGGGAAGAGUUUUUCUACAUCUGGCUCUCUGACAGUGCACCAGAGAACACACACAGAAGAGAAACCUCGUAACUUAUAACUGUUGUCAAUGUGGGAAGAGUUUUACUACAUCUAGCUAGCUGACUUCACACACAGGAGAGACAUCUCUUAACUAUAAUCAAUGUGGGAAGAGAGACACUGAUAAAAGAUCUCUGAUUAAACAUCAGAAAAUACAUGGAGUUGUUUCAUGAUAUCAAUGAAAUAAUGCAGAAUGUUUUUUUAAUUUAACAAGGCAAGUCAGUUAAGAACAAAUUCUUAUUUUCAAUGACGGCCUAGGAACAAUGGGUUAACUGCCUGUUCAGGGGCAGAACGACAGAUUUGUACCUUGUCAGCUCGGGGGUUUGAACUUGCAACCUUCCGGUUACUAGUCCAAAGCUCUAACCACUAGGCUACCCUUAACAUUGUAGUGAUGUCACAAUGUAGAACCCUAAUCGUUUGCCCCCUGUUCUGUUGAUUUCAGCAUUAUAUGGAUAUUAGCCUCAGGGCGAAAAUCCAGGCUCUGAAUUGAAAGGCUACUAUUUAUGCGAUAUAACAAAAGUGACUAACAAAAAAGGAGUUGUGUUACACUUAACACGUUGGUGACACACUUGAAUCAAAAUGCAACACUUCAAAAUGUUUAGGUUUUCAAUAUAUCCAAACUGUUUCUGCAUAUUGGUUAUUGAUUUGAACACGUUAAAACUGUGUUUUUACGUUAUGCUAUUCCAAUUUAGCAAAAUGUAAUUGAAAAGAAGACUAUGCACGAAAUCCAAUAUACGUUCGGGUGAAAGUUGAGAAGAUGUUUUUUCAAUGACAUAAACAUCUUAAUUUCAAUGUUCUUGCAGCCUAUACACAUGGACACAGUAUAAUAAAUUGGUCUAUAAUCAAUUUUAUUAACAAUCCUACAUCACUCCAGCAUUUCUUGACAACAUUCAGGUGCUAAUUGUCUUUAUUCCACUACUGAAGUAGCAUGACACAAGUCACCUUAUAUUUCAAACAUUCAGCCUGACAAAAGAUACAUGUUUUAUUAUUCUAUGCCUCACCAUUAAGUGAAUUAUUGCCAAUACAUAUUAACCUUUCUAGGGCGGAACCCCUCGACAACAUUCCGCCGAAAAGGCAGCUUGCGAAAUUCAAAAAUAUUUUUUACAAGUAUGUAACUCACACAUUAACAAGUCCAAUACAGCAAAUUAAAGAUAAACAUCUUGUUAAUCUACCCAUCUUGAUCGAUUUCAAAAAUGAUUUACAGUGAAAGCACAACAUAUGAUUAUGUUAGGUCAUAGCCAAGUCAAAAAAACCACAGCCAUUUUUCCAGCCAAAGGUAGGAGUCACAAAAAGCAGAAAUAUAGAUAAAAUUAAUCACUUACCUUUGAUGAUCUUCAUCAGAUGACACUCAUAGGACAUCAUGUUACACAAUACAUGUAUCUUUUGUUCGAUAAUGUGCAUAUUUAUAUCCAAAAAUCUCAGUUUACAUUGGCAUGUUACGUGCAGUAAUGUUUUGAUUCCAAAACAUCCGGUGAUUUUGCAGAAAUGCUCAUAAUAAACAUUGAUAAAAGAUACAAGUGUUAUUCACAGAAUUGAAGAUAGAAUUCUCCUUAAUGCAACCACUGUGUCAGAUUUUUUUUUACUUUACGGAAAAAGCAUAAUCUGAGAAGGGCGCUCAGAGCCCAAUCCAGCCAGAGAAAUAUCUGCCAUUUUGGAGUCAAAAGAAGUUAGAAAUAUUAACUUGCCUUUGAUGAUCUUCAUCAGAAGGCACUCCCAGGAAUCCCAGUUUGACAAUAAAUGACUGAUUUGUUCCAUAAAGUCAAUCAUUUAUGUCCAAAUAGCCACUUGUUGUUAGCGUGUUCAGCCCAGCAAUCCAUCUUCAUAAGGCGUGAGCACUUCAUCCAGACAAAAACUUGAAAAGUUCCAUUACAGGUAAUAGAAACAUAUCAAACGAUGUAUGGAAUCAAUAUUUAGGAUGUUUUUAACAUAAAUCAUCAAUAAGCUUCCAAACAGCAGAUUCCUAUGUCUGUAGAAAAGCCAUGGAACUGUCGGGAGCGCGCGUCAUGAGACCAAGGCACUCUGCCAGACCACUGACUCUCAUGAGCCCCUCCUUUAUAGUAGAAUCCUCAUUCAAGUUUCAAAAGACGGUUGACAUCUAGUGGAAGCCUUAGGAAGUGCAACUGUAUCCAUAUCCCACUGUGUAUUCGGUCGACCAAGCUUUGAAAAACUACAAACCUCAGAUUUCCCACUUCCUGGUUGGAUUUUUCUCAGGUUUUUGCCUGCCAUAUGAGUUCUGUUACAUUCACAGACAUCAUUCAAACAGUUCUAGAAACUUCAGAGUGUUUUCUAUCCAAUACUAAUAAUAAUAUGCAUAUAUUAGCAUCUGGGACAGAGUAGGAGGCAGUUCACUCUGGGCAAGCUAUUCAUCCAAAAGUGAAAACGCUGCCCCCUUUCCCAAAAAGGUUUUAACAAAGGGGUAUAGCACGUAUAGCUCGUUAGCAUGUAGGGCACACUGAUUGGUGUCACCUCGUUAGUCAGUAUGUGUUACACCUGUGCUGGCUUGUCCAGCUCGUUAGUGGGACGGUGUUUCACCUGAGCUGGUCCAGGUUCUAUUUUAGAGUGUCUGGCCCAGUGCCCCAGUUGUCUUGAUAGAUGUGGAGAGUCAAACACCUUUAGUUGAGCCACCAUUUUGGUUUGCUUCCUGUCUUUAAGUUUGGUUUGGUGUGGUUUUUUGUUUUGUUUUCCUUUUCUUUGGCAGAUUUAGUGGGUCUCAUGGUGGGUGUCUUUUAUCUCCCAGUUGUUGUUACUAGUCAACUUUCAGUGGACACCCCCAUAGUGUCUUUCAGAACCCCUCCUAAAAAACAAGCUUAUAUUUUGGGUUGUAUAUUGCAUCCAAUUAGUAUUUUAAUCAAUGGCAUUUCCUUAGAAUGUUCAUUAGUCUUACAGUUGUUAAUCUUGUUCUCUUAUCCUGUUAUGUUUGUGUACUAGAAAUGUCUGUUUAUUUUCAUAGUUUUUUCCUGUGAAGCCAUUGUGUUGCAUCCAUGUCUGACAUGUGCUGUAUAAAUAAAGCUUGAUUUGAUUUCAACAAAUGAACCCAAUGACUAACAAAUCAACAGACUCCUGGUCCCUCUUAGUAUGAAAAUCAGUAUCAAUCCCAUGUCA